UGGCCCUCCCCCUCACUUACGCAGCAGUGCAGCACACACUCUUAUCCUCACUCAACAUACACAAACACGAAAGAGAGAAGAAAUCAGAGAGGAGAAGGGAAGGAAGGAAAGAGAGGACGACGCCGUCUAGGGCUCCGCCGCCGUCGCCGUCGUCGUCGAGCGCCAGUGAGAGAGAGAGCUCGAGGAUGAGAGGAAACGCGAUGGAGGAGAGAAAAAGGAGGUGCUCCGUUGCCGCUGAAGCUCCACCACCACUGCUAGGGCUUGUUUAAGUCGCCGUUCUGCCACCGUCGGGCUUCUGUGCCCCCGCCGAGGAGCUCGAAGGGAGGAAGGAGGGAUGUAUCGCCGCCUUCGUGCUCUGUCGCGGCGCUGCCGUCGAUUGGAGCUCGCCACUGAGCUGCUGCACCGUCUCCAAGCCGUUGCGUCGCCGCUCAUCUCUUCACUAUCAUUGCUCAACACCAUCGUCGUAUCCUCUGUCACCAGGUAAGCAUUCUCUAUUCUGUAUCCUCUCUUUCUUGCUCAUUCUCUAACUCGCUCUCACUUUGUAGUUCGAAGGUGUGUAUGAUUUUGAUAGUGAUGAUGAACUGCAAUGGCUAAUUGAGAUACAGAAGGUGCUGGAAAUUUCAUACAUGCGUGCUAAACUAGGGAAAUCAUUCUGUAGGAAAGUGUCGAGCUGCAGGAGUUUUCAUUGGGUUCAUGCCCUCCUAGUGUGGGUCUUCAAGGGAUGCGUUGGUCAACUAUGUUGAUCAGAGAAAGCUUUUUGUGAGAGCCAUUCAAGAGCUAUGGCAGUGGUGGUCGCAGUUAUUGCGUGUGGUGGUGGAUACAGAGGAGGAGGAGGCGGUGGUGAUGGUGCUUGCUACAGCUGCGGUGGUAGGUACAACGGCGGAGGCGGUGGUGGAAGCUGUGACAACUGUGGGUAUUCUGGGCUUUUGCAAGGGACUGCCCAACAAGCUCUCGCUGAAAAAUAUUGAGAAAGUGACUCGUAGAGCACAGGAGCAAUUUCAGAUGGUUUUAGAGGAGAAAAGCAGAUUUGCAUUCGAUGUUGAUCUUGAUGCUCCAAAAGUUAGAAUUCCUCUCAGAUCUCGUGGUUCAGCCAGAUGUGAUAGUCAUUUUCUUUUGGACUUUGGUCAUUUUACACUACACACUGCGGAAAGCCAGUCUGAUGAGCAGAGGCAUAAUCUUUAUUCUCGAUUUUACAUAUCAGAACGUGAUUUUGCUGCCUUUUUAUGGACUGUGGCUCUGAUUUUGGGAGUUGCAGUUUGGUUAAACCAACUCAUGAUAGUCAAAUAAUAAGCUCACCAUGGGCCAAAGAAGCUGAUAAUGUGUAUUCUGUCAUUGAUAGGUGUGGAAUGGCAGUACUUGUUAAUCAG
Messenger RNA from Arachis ipaensis, 1367 nucleotides. The record is from RefSeq and is a predicted model, not a curated record. NCBI's taxonomy places the organism in Eukaryota, Viridiplantae, Streptophyta, Magnoliopsida, Fabales, Fabaceae.